AUGUCUGCUGCUACUGCUAAACCCACUGCUACUACGCCUAUUGACUUCGAAGAUUCAUUGUUUGAAUCACACGAAAUGAUCAAUGACAAGAUGAUUGAACCUAGAAAGAAUGAUACUGAUGCUGCUACUCACACUAGUGCUGCUGCCGCUGUUUCAUCAUCUGAGGUUACUACUAAUCAUCACCACCAAGAAAAGGAAGUUGCAUCGCCUUUUCAAAUCCACUCAAGUGUAUUGGACUCUGUCUUUAGUACAAACUUGGAUGGAAAGGAUGCUCUAUUAGAUCAUACUCCUAUGUUUGAUGAAUUGGAUUUCAUCAUGGAUGGUGCCAAGGUCAACUCCAAGGAGGAUUGGGUCGCUCUCUUUGGAGGCGAUGGUUCAGACGAUGGUGGUGCUGCUACUACUGCUGCUACUGCUGCUACUGCUGCCAUGUUCCCAACUGAUGAGAAAGGAGGAGAUGUCGUUGGUGAAUUUGGUCCAAUUAUUUCCUUGGAGGAUGGUGCUGUUGUUCAUAAUGAUGAAGACUCUAUUGUCCCACACGAUGAGGUCUUGGAGGCCUUGUUGUUUGAGCCAUCGCCAAAUGGGCUAUCAGAUGAUACCAUUUCGGCAGCAACUACAUCGGCGUCCAGUCCCGAUUUGACUAGCACUGUUGCUACCAGUGUUGGUAAUGGUGUUGGUGGUGGUGCUGCUGCUGCUGCUGCAUCCACUACUUCUCACAAGAGACCUUUUGGAGAGGUUGAAUCUCGCCACCAUGGUCAUCACCAAUCUCAAUUGUUUACUCCAAACCCCUCAUCUACUUUACCAACCCCUCAAUUGGACAUGAAGAGAACUCACCACUCUUCCUCUUCUUCUUCUUCUUCUUCUUCAAAGAGAGCCAAGGUUGAUCAUUUGGGAUGUGUCACAUACUCCAAAAAGCAAAGAUCACAAACUUUGGAGCCCAUUACAUUUGAAGGCAUUGAAGAUUCAGCCGCUUUGAAAAGAGCCAAGAAUACUGAAGCUGCUAGAAGAUCAAGAGCAAGAAAGAUGGAGAGAAUGACUCAAUUGGAGGAUAGGGUUGAGGAAUUGAUGGGUGAGAAUUCCAAGUUGGUUGAUGAAGUUGAAAGAUUGAAGGCUUUACUUGGAUCUCAUGGAAUUGCCCAUUGA
Messenger RNA from Lodderomyces theae, 1140 nucleotides. It is a transcript of the gene GCN4, whose product is annotated as amino acid starvation-responsive transcription factor. The transcript has a single exon. Bases 1 to 1140 code for a protein of 379 amino acids. The record is from RefSeq and is a predicted model, not a curated record. Lineage: Eukaryota; Fungi; Ascomycota; Pichiomycetes; Serinales; Debaryomycetaceae. Gene Ontology annotation, biological process: positive regulation of cellular response to amino acid starvation. Gene Ontology annotation, cellular component: transcription regulator complex. Gene Ontology annotation, molecular function: DNA-binding transcription factor activity, RNA polymerase II-specific; RNA polymerase II cis-regulatory region sequence-specific DNA binding.